UAUUGAACAAACAUUAUAUUAACAAUCAAAUCCUCAUAAUCAAUCUCCUUUGUUCUUUUUUCUAAUUUUACAAAUAUGAUGAUGAUGAGACAAUAUGAUCAAACAUGCACCCUCCCAAGAACAAGUAGCAGCGAUAGCUCCAACAACUUAAUUCUCAUUGCAUCGGAGUACCAAAGUAAUUCUAUCGUUCAUCACGAUUCAAAUAAUUACUCGUAUAAUUCUCCAAUUCCUCAAAAAAGUCAUGGAGGAGUCAAAGUCAAUUUUAAAUUUUUCAAGUUUCUUCUUGUAAAAAUUAUGUCCCUCCGCACUAUGCUUCCAACAUGCGGUACGUGGCUUAAAUAUUUCCCUACGACUUAUCUUACGCAUUAUAACUCAUGUCGGAAAGUCACCGGGACUUUGUUCGGCAACCGGAGAGGACACGUCAGCUUCGCUAUUCAAGAUAAUUCCACGUCAUCGGAACCAAGUUUUUUGAUUGAAUUCGCCAUGUCAACUACUACUUUAGUCAAAGACAUGUCAUCACCACUUGUCCGUAUCGCGUUGGAAUGCGAAAAAAGGCCACGUGGAAGCAAGCAAGUGAGGCUCUCCCGAGAACCUAGUUGGAAUAUGUAUUGUAACGGAAGGAAGUGCGGGGACGCACUUGCGCGCACGUGCACUGACUCCGACCGACACGUGUUACACACCGUACGGAAUGUGUCGGUCGGGGCUGGAGUGAUUCCGGUGGUUGGUGAUGGACGGAUGGGAGGUGAGUCAGAAGGUGAGUUGAUGUUUUUCAGAGCUAAUUUUGAACGAGUUGUAGGAAAUCGUGACUCAGAAGCUUUUUAUAUGACGAAUCUUGAUGGAACUGGAGGACCCGAACUUAGUAUAUUUCUUUUAAGGACUUAAAAAGAAAAAGAAAAAAAUAGAAUCCAUUUUUGUUUCACUAUGCACGUUUUUAUAUGUUGAAUAAAUUUAGCUCAUCUUGAUGUUUGUCGAAAAAUAAAAUUCUAUUUAAGCCAUCAAUAUAUGUUCUUA
Solanum stenotomum is the source of this 1011-nucleotide messenger RNA. Its product is annotated as protein MIZU-KUSSEI 1-like. Gene Ontology annotation, biological process: hydrotropism. Bases 76 to 882 code for a protein of 268 amino acids. The record is from RefSeq and is a predicted model, not a curated record. Lineage: Eukaryota; Viridiplantae; Streptophyta; Magnoliopsida; Solanales; Solanaceae. The transcript has a single exon.